GCUUAAAAUACCUUGAUCAGUAUAAAUUGAAAUUGAAUCACAUUGCUAGAUGUUAAAUAAAUUCAAUUUUGGAAUGUGUACAGGUUCGGUAAAUAUUAGCAUAGAAAUCAGACGGGUGCAAGUUUAGUGUUUCAUGCCGGGUGUAUGAACGUUUUAUAUAAAUAAAUAUUACUUCGAUUUAACAUUUUAGAAAUGGCGUGAUUGCAAAACACAUGGACGAUAUUUGAAACGGUCUUUGUGCUAAUGAUUACUAAAAUGAACGGAUUAAUGUAUUAAGAAAACAGGGAGUAAAAUCAACAUGAGAUAGAAUCAACUUUAUGAUCAAUAGUUGCCACUAACUUGUACAAAGAAGUCACGAAAAAUGAGUUUGACUGUACGUUCACGAUCAGAUGUUGUGAGAAAAUCUGAGGAUAAAAAAGAACUACUUCCAACAGUGGUUCAACUUGGUAGCACUCUUCCCGUGAAUCGCGCGUAUGAAAAUGAAAUUUGGACUCAAGUUAUACCAGACAGUAAAAAUAGUUCACCGCGAAGUGACACUAUGCAAAACGUAAGAUGCCGGAAAUUUAAGAAUUUGUACGAAUACAAUAAAAAGCAUAACGACAAGUUUAAUUUGCAGAGAAAUUUAUGGAAAAUUCCAAGUCUUGGAAAUAACUUCCUGCCCUUCAAAAAGAAGGGCAACAACUCGCCAAGUGAAGAAGUUGUAGGACUUUAUCGACCUAAAUUUCACAGAUGGUACAGCCGGCUUGUACACGAAAAUACCGUGAUUCUUCCCCCUAUAGAGACAUCCGAACGGGUCAAGGAUGAAAUUCCAGACUCUGUAAAUCUAAAUGAAAAGAAAUACAUAAUAGACCAACAGAAACGAGAAGGUCCGCGAGAACGAUUUGCACGUGACGAGUUGUUUUUUCCAAACGUCUAUAACCAAUGUUUCACGUGCAGGGAAUGUCGGAAACAGUAUGCGAAUGAUGUGUACUCACAAACAUGGCUGUCACGUAAUGCCACGUCACCCACGUGUUAUACCACGAGCAGCACCGGAAGACGCGCAGUUCUGAAACGUCAGCAUUGUGACGUAUUAGGUGAAAGAUAUUGCAGAGCUUGUAUAGAAAAAAGGAACAAGAACUUCUCCCUCCAGAUAGAGGACAAACUUCUCAAUAACAAUGACAUUGAUAAAGUGCAUUACAAAAGUUCACAAUUCUAAGCAGGUUGAAAGAAAGUAUA
Molecule: messenger RNA, 1215 nt
Organism: Ruditapes philippinarum (Manila clam)
Lineage: Eukaryota; Metazoa; Mollusca; Bivalvia; Venerida; Veneridae
Exons: 3
Coding region: 362-1195 (277 amino acids)
Source: RefSeq, a predicted model, not a curated record